Messenger RNA from Acinonyx jubatus (cheetah), 1552 nucleotides. It is a transcript of the gene SHOX, whose product is annotated as short stature homeobox. Gene Ontology annotation, molecular function: sequence-specific double-stranded DNA binding; DNA-binding transcription factor activity, RNA polymerase II-specific. The coding region runs from base 87 to 1052 and encodes 321 amino acids. The record is from RefSeq and is a predicted model, not a curated record. Gene Ontology annotation, cellular component: nucleus. NCBI's taxonomy places the organism in Eukaryota, Metazoa, Chordata, Mammalia, Carnivora, Felidae. The transcript has 4 exons. Gene Ontology annotation, biological process: regulation of transcription by RNA polymerase II.
UCCGCGCGGGGAGGCGUGCGGACCUCAGCCCGGCUCCCGGCCAGCCCCGCCGCGCCCCCCGCGGACCCCGCAGCCCCCGGGCAGCCAUGGAGGAACUCACGGCUUUUGUAUCCAAAUCUUUUGACCAGAAAAGCAAGGAGGGCGGCGGCGGCGGCGGCGGCGGCGGCGGCGGCGGCGGCAAGAAGGAUUCGAUCACGUACAGGGAAGUUUUGGAAAGCGGACUGGCGCGCUCCCGGGAGCUGGGGAGCUCGGAGUCCAGCCUCCAGGACCUUACGGAGGGCAGCGGCCACUGCCCGGUGCAUCUGUUUAAGGACCACGUGGACAGCGACAAGGACAAACUGAAAGAGUUCGGCACGGGGAGGGUUGCGGAAGGCAUCUACGAGUGCAAGGACAAGCGCGAGGACGUCAAGUCCGAGGACGAGGACGGGCAGACGAAGCUCAAGCAGAGGCGCAGCCGCACCAACUUCACGCUGGAGCAGCUCAACGAGCUGGAGAGGCUGUUCGACGAGACCCACUACCCCGACGCCUUCAUGCGCGAGGAGCUCAGCCAGCGCCUGGGGCUCUCGGAGGCGCGCGUGCAGGUUUGGUUCCAGAACCGGAGAGCUAAGUGCCGGAAGCAAGAGAACCAGAUGCAUAAAGGUGGGUGCGGAGGUGGGGAGCGCGUGCAGACACGGGAGGACCUCGGCGGCCCUCACGGCUCCUUUUUUCCCCUUGCAGGCGUUAUCCUGGGCACCGCCAGCCACCUGGACGCCUGCAGGGUGGCCCCCUACGUGAACAUGGGCGCCCUCCGAAUGCCUUUCCAACAGGUUCAGGCACAGCUCCAGCUGGAAGGCGUCGCGCACGCGCACCCGCACCUGCACCCGCACCUGGCCGCGCACGCGCCCUACCUGAUGUUCCCGCCGCCGCCCUUCGGGCUGCCCAUCGCGUCCCUGGCCGAGUCGGCCUCCGCCGCCGCCGUCGUGGCCGCCGCCGCCAAAAGCAACAGCAAAAACUCCAGCAUCGCCGACCUGCGGCUCAAGGCGCGGAAGCACGCCGAGGCCCUGGGGCUCUGACCCACCGCCCGCGGCCCGCCCGGUCCCGGCCCCACGACCCCGCCCACGCUGCGUCCUGCACGCGCCCCCUCCGCGCCCCCAGAAGGUUCGCACGGACGCCCUGCAGCGAGCGCGCGGGCCCUGGGGCAGCGGCCUUCCCGCUCGGGGCAGCUCGGGGUGGGGCCCACCACUGGCCUAGGGAGGGGGCCUUCCGGGGCCCUCACGACCCCGCCAGACCCUCGCAGAGACCGUGCGGAAGAACGCAGGUGACGCUCAGACCACCCAGCCCUUUGCCGCGCUGUCUGCACUUCCUGGGACCCUGCGCCACCGGGAGCCCCUGUGUGUCCCUGUGCGCCCCGCGCGCUCCUGUGCGCCCCCGUGCGCUCCUGUGCGCCCCUGUGCGCCCCUGUGCUGCCGGCGGCGUUCCUACCCUGUGCAUGUGGCUUCCUACUCGCCUUUGGAAGAUCUUAGAGUCUAUUAAACAAAAGAUCUGGGGCUGGUCUCCGCUGAAGAUACCAACA